Messenger RNA from Blastocystis hominis, 3369 nucleotides. RefSeq lists its product as hypothetical. The transcript has 4 exons. The coding region runs from base 1 to 3369 and encodes 1122 amino acids. The record is from RefSeq and is a predicted model, not a curated record. Lineage: Eukaryota; Bigyra; Opalinata; Blastocystidae.
AUGUUACACAGUAUUAUUCUUUACUAUCAAGUGUACGAGCCUGAAUCCUUGGAAAAGCAAAAAGAACUCUUAGACAUUCUUGAGGAGCGACGUCUAUCUUAUGAUUUGAGAGAAUUACGAGACAUGUUGAAAGCGCGUUACGAACUAUUGUUACAAGGCGUUCAUGAAGACGUUACUCCUGAGUUAAGUAGUUAUCUGGAAAGAAUUCUGAAUCUGGACUUUGAUCCUGAUGAGUACUCGUAUAGGCGCAAAACUAAAUCACAAAAGACGUAUCCGACAAGAUUAGAGGAAUCCGAUAUUCUCAAAGUGGUUCUCGACGAUUCUCUGUCUCAUUACACUUCCUAUUUCUUUGAGCAGGAUUUAUCCUCAGCAAAUGCUAAAUUCUCUCCAAAGACGAUUCUUGAACAUUUGGAUCGAAAGGGAUUGAACGUUGUUCCACUGAUAAUGCAGUACCUGGGAACGUUGGAGCAGAAGCAGAUUCCAACUGCCUCCCUUUUCCUGAAUCUCUUGACCUUUGAUGCAAUGGAAGAGCUGCGCAGCCAGGUGAAAUCGAAGUAUUCUUUCGAUCUUUACACACGUUCUGACUUCCUAAAUACAUACAUUGGUCGUUUUGGAAACCCAGAACGCAGCGAGAAGAGCGAUGAGGCCGAUUUUGAGCGAGCCAAACGAGUGUGUAUGCGAAGAAUCGAAUUCUAUAAGAAGAACAAGAUCAGUGGGAUAGCGAACGAGUUCGAACAAUUGCUGGAGUUGUUGCGCAGUCAUAGAGAAUACGACAAAGAAUUGUAUUUGGAUUAUUUGGAGGCAAGAUCGGCAACGGAAACAUGGGAUAAGGAAACGAAAAGCUACGAUUUAUCGAUGUACCCGCUGGAUCGCGAUUAUUUGGAGCAUUUGUUUCCUCAGGAAUCGCCCAAACCGUUCUAUCGGUACUUCGACAGUCGUUCGGUAACGAGGUCUUACGAGAAGGCAUGCUUGCUGAGUGGCCAAUCGAUCCAAUGUCAGGAAUACACAGAUCAACAGAUCGCAGAUUUGAGGGAUCAAGUUCGGUUGAGAAUUUUGGAAGGCAACAAGGAAUGUUACAGAGUGGGAGACGAAGUGUCCGUUUCCCUGGAGCUGAAGAACGUGGAUGUGCUGGAAUGGAAGCUGUUCGAGCUCAACACGCGCGUUUACUACGAAAAGAACAGUUCUCCGAUUUCCACAACGAUCGAUUUGGAUGGUCUCAGACCGAUCACAUCGGGCAUCAUGCACUAUCAUUUGCCUGCGAUUCAGCGACAUAUCGAGACGUUUAUAUUCCCGACGAUCAAUCAUCGCGGCUGCUGCGCUGUGGACUUCUUUGCGAAGGGACAGAGCAGUCGUUUCUUGGUGAAUAUGGGUCAACUGAACGUUUUGGUGCGCGAAUCGCUGUCGGGAUUGAUGCUGACGGUUCUGGACGAGCAGGGAGAGCGCAAAGAAUCGAACGUCUAUGUUCUUCUGGAUGGUCGGAAGUACGAAUUGAACGACCAUCACGAGAUUGCGAUCCCCUAUCUUCCUCCUGGGAGCAGCAGACAGACGUUCAAGGCGUUGGUAUGCGAAGAGAUCGAAGCGGACUGGGUGUACACGGAGAAGUGCGAUCUCUCCAUCCCUGCGGAGAGUUUUGCGCUCGAACUGAAGGGCGAUGUCGAUAACGAGGCGCUCGUGCGAGGAAAUGAGAAUUGCCAGGUGCUUCUGCGCGUAUCCGCAAUGCUGAACGAAACUCCCUUCCCGAACUCGCUCCUACAGGACGUUUCGAUCACUCUCUCCAUGAAGGAUAUGGAUGACAUUGCAUCGGAAGUGACUGUGAAGCCAGUAUUGAAAGAUGAUGCAGAGCCGAUUCAAAGUGUAAAGGCGAGCAUUACCGCGUCCGUUGUGACGAAUAAUGGAGUGAAGAAGCAGUUGUCGGCUUCGUUGGAUUUGUAUUCUACCGACUACAAUCCGAAGCGCAAUCUGAACAUCGAGGAAGUCAAGCCUUCGUACUCUCUGUUCAGAAAGAGAACCUCGCAGGGAGUGGAGUUCUUUGUGUAUGCAUCCGGUCCUGCAGGCGAACCAUAUCCCAGUCUGCCUGUGAGUGUGAAGCUGAACCACCUCUACAGCACAUCGACCUUCCGAUUCUCGCUCGAAACAGACGAGAAGGGAGAGGUUUCGCUGGGUCUUCUCCGCAAUAUCACCCGAAUCGAUGUGAAUGGCACUGUGUUCCCGCUUCAUUUCGAAACCUUCAACGUGAAAAAGAACUGGGAAGUGGCUGAGAACGAAAAGGUUCAAGCUCUGAUUCCUCUCAUCAGCGAUGAUUUGAAUGACUAUAUGUUGAUUUGCGAGUCGAGCGAGGACGAAAUUGAAUCCUUGCAAUCUUGUUUGGCAAGGGUCGAUGGCUAUGUUUUGAUUCACAAUCUGAAGCCUGGAAAAUAUGUGUUGUAUGUUCGAGAUAGGAAUGGAACCUUGUACACGAUUCGAAUCAGCGUUUAUCAUGCUUCCAAGAUGAACAUUACUGAACAUUAUGCGUUCUUUGGUUCCUGGGCUCGACAACUGAGUAAUGCCCCCAUUUCAAUGAUUUGCACGCCGAACGAUCAGCAUCUUACGAUCCAGCUUUAUGGAGCCACACCAUCUGCACACGUUCAUGUGUUGCUCAAGUCGUUCUACGAGAGUUUGAUGCUUGGCAAUCACAUCCGAGAUCUGAGCAAUCCUUCCUAUGCGCGAAUUAAGCUAGAUCCCGUUUCUUCUCUUAUCGUGAAUGAUCGUGAACUUCCUGAAGAGUACGACUACAUCCAGGGACGAAAGCGAGCGAAUCGAACGUUGCCUGGCAAUAUGCUGCCUCCUCCUGGAUUGCUGAUGAAUCCGAUCAAAGUGGAUGAAACGACGACGAAAGCGAAGGAGGCAUCGGCUGGAACGAACUUUGCAGAAAAGCAUGAAGAACGUCCAGGAGCCUGCGUUUCCAAGACACGAGAUGAGUUGGAUGUUGCUCCGAAAGAUAUGAAACAGCGCGAUAGUCGUGAGACGAUCCGUGUGUUUUCUCGUUUGCUGCCGAACAUCCAGAUGGUAGAUGGAAAAGCAGAAAUCGAUCUGAGCGAUUACAAGGAGAAUGGAUGCGAGGUUGAAGUGGUUGCAGUGGAUGAAGGCCGUUUCUUGGACACCGUGUUGUUCUAUUCUGGGAGCGAGGAUGACCGUGUUUCACUGAUGGUUCAGCAGCAAGCGCUGGAGGAAUCGCUGGAUCCCUCGAAGAAUUACACGGAAGAGAAGCGGAUAUCGGUAGUAACGGCGGAGGAACCGUUGUCGAUUGAUAGCAAGUCAGAGAUGCAAGUGUUGGCGUCUCUAGAGGAUAAUGAACGAAAAGGAAAAGAUGCGAUUGUACAACAAAUAUAA